CUUCACGCCAUCAAGCCGCUGACGACUUGGGCGCACUGGUUGUGUAUCCACACGAAUUUGCAGAAGGGUCCAAGUUUGCAACCGGGAUUUUGGGACGGGAACGGCUGAACGGCUCGGUCGCGGGCCGAAGCUGCCACCUGCCGUGCUACCGAACAGAGCCGCGGAGUGUCAUCCGAAUACGCUGAUUCGACGGCCCGCAGAUGUUGAUGUUUCACAACGAAAAUGACAUUGAAGGUGUAACACGCCUCGAGCUAUAAUCUGAUCUUCCUAGACCUCUUCACCAAUAGGGGAAUGCGGUAUUGUUUUAGGGCAAAGCAGUCGUCUGGGCUGAGUGAUCUGAUGAUUCUGAUCUACGGAUUCGGAUACGAGUACUUCGUACGCGUAUCCAAUAUUCAUGUCACAAAGCUCUGUUCCAUACAAUCUCCUUGCCAUCUAACGCCAGGGAUCGCCGCAGAGUUCGAGCCAACAUCACCGGGCUGGCAUUGGAGAUCUCACCGGACCUGGAGAGAAACGACCACAACAUCGUUGAACAGAAGGAAGAGUACUAUAUGCCGCUUUCAUGCAGAGAUCGGUUUAGUACCGGGCUGGGGGAAAGCCCGGCCUGACGUCGACCCUCGACAAAAAGCCACUGGGUACCGGCUACUCUCACACUCUUCGCCCUCUCGAAGCAUAACAUACACAUAUGUGCGGUACGGAGUCUCACACAUCGGCGCCUUGCCACAAGCCUUGCCGGACACCAUCUCACCGGUCAGCCUACCUGGUUACAAGCAAUAUGUCGUACUACCUUGGCACACGACAAGUCGGGGCCAUGUGCGAACUUACUGUACUAUAUGUACAUGACUUCGCCGAUGAUCAUGUCCUGUCACAACGGGUGCAAGCCCUCAGCCCGUUGGGGGCCACCGGCACGUGAAUUAAACGAGCAGCUGGGCCAAGCAACCUUUGCUAGCACUUGAACCACAACAAUCAAGAAAUCCCGUCCCCAGUCAAUCCAAGACCGUGGACACAAGCUCCUGUUCUAGACACCCCGCCACC
This is a messenger RNA of Canariomyces notabilis, 1032 nucleotides long. RefSeq lists its product as uncharacterized. The record is from RefSeq and is a predicted model, not a curated record. The transcript is spliced from 7 exons. Lineage: Eukaryota; Fungi; Ascomycota; Sordariomycetes; Sordariales; Chaetomiaceae. Bases 292 to 840 code for a protein of 182 amino acids.